Messenger RNA from Plenodomus lingam JN3, 972 nucleotides. RefSeq lists its product as uncharacterized. The record is from RefSeq and is a predicted model, not a curated record. Lineage: Eukaryota; Fungi; Ascomycota; Dothideomycetes; Pleosporales; Leptosphaeriaceae.
AUGGAGAUGGAUUCAACACCACCAUACUCUGAACCUACAACACCAACACCAGUACCUAACACCAGUCUCCCCCCUCCACACCCAGACUCCAACCCCACAACCUCCCCCCUCAACCCCACCCUCCCACAACGACCUCCCAACCCCAUCACCAUCCACAAGCCCUUCCCCUCCUCCCCCCACCGCCUCCAACACGACCUCCUCCUCCUCACCAGCUUCAACGACAACACAACCCUCCACUGGCGCCCCUCUUGGUUCCCGCAAACCCCCUUUGCCGCCUCCUUCUGGACCCUGCAUAACCCGCCCAACGUCGUCACCGAGUCGCUGCCGCAAGUUGGUAGGGGCCGCAGGUACUAUACGCGGCGGAUGCGGCGCGUGGGGGAUCCGCCGCCGGUGUAUAUUAAGACGGGGGAGGCUUGGGAUAGGUAUUGUGGGUUGUAUGGGGUGCCGAGGGGGUUUUUGGGGCCGGAGAUGGUGCUGUUGGCUAGAGAGGGGGCGUGUGAUCUCCAGGGGCGCUUUGUUGCACCCCCGUCCUACCCCCUCUACCCAGAACCCCAACCCCUCGGCCACGGCCGCUACAUCCUCGACCCCUCCACCUACCACACCCACCUCCCCGUUAAAUUCCACUCCGUCAACCACGCCCCCUCCGCCACGCACGAAGCCCAAGUCGUCGUCGUGCACUCGACCGGCGCGCUGACCAUUGAGCCCCGUGCCCCCUUUUUCAUGCAUGCCAGCCAGUGGACGCAUUUCAACGGCCGUGGUGGGUACGAAGUCGAUGCGCUGCAGAACUUUGAGGAGGGCGCGCCGCGGCAGCAGGGGCCGGGUCGCAGGUGGAGUUAUUUGCCGUGGACGGAGGAGCAGGCGGAGAGUUGUCGGAUGGAGUUGUUGGUUAGGUUGAGGGUUGGGGGGUGGGAGAGGCCGAUGGGGGAUGGGUUGUUGAGGGCUAUGAAGGCGGAGGAGGAGUGGGUGGAGUAG